Oncorhynchus tshawytscha (Chinook salmon) is the source of this 1795-nucleotide messenger RNA. Its product is annotated as ADP-ribosyl cyclase/cyclic ADP-ribose hydrolase 1-like. Gene Ontology annotation, molecular function: phosphorus-oxygen lyase activity; NAD+ nucleosidase activity. The transcript has 8 exons. The coding region runs from base 195 to 1070 and encodes 291 amino acids. The record is from RefSeq and is a predicted model, not a curated record. Lineage: Eukaryota; Metazoa; Chordata; Actinopteri; Salmoniformes; Salmonidae. Gene Ontology annotation, biological process: positive regulation of B cell proliferation. Gene Ontology annotation, cellular component: plasma membrane.
GAGAUGCAGUACGGUGCGUCGCAGUAGAGGUAUUCGCGUGGUAACGUCGUAGCAUACUGUCCCUAAGGCCAACUCCGAAAAUAGAACUCAGAGCACCGACGGCGUUGAAGGCAAUAGGCUAUACCACUGGCACAACACAAACAAAAACAAACCACCUUUGAGCGCCGAUUUCACAGUCUUAACAAGGAGUAGCCAUGGAGCAUGAAGGAUCGCACCGUUUUGCAAGGAAAAAGCGAAGGACUCGCCUCUGGCUAAUCAUGGGUCUCUGUGCAGUACUUUCACUUGUCGUUAUCCUCGCUAUUUCUCUGGGAGUAGUGCACAGUCACGCACUGUCUAGUUCCAGCCCAUCGAGUGAAAGCCUAAAAAAAACGUUUAUUGACAAAUGUGAAGCAUUUAUACAGAACAACAAAUCUUCAAGUGCAAACAACUGUCAAAAGAUAUGGAGUGCAUUUCAGCAAGCAUUCGUGGGGAGGGACCCAUGUAAUGUACCGAUGGAGGCCUAUGACCCCCUUAUCCAUACUGUGAUCCAGGAUCCUGUCUGUAACAGGAUGUUGUUUUGGAGCAAAACAAAGAAAAUAGUGCAUGACUUCACAGAGAAGCGAGAUUGCUUCUUGACCCUCGAGGACACACUAGUUGGCUUCAUCAUGAAUGGACUGACCUGGUGUGGCAAGGAGGAGAGCAAUGAAACGUUCACCACAGGGUGCCCAGGCUGGACAGACUGUGUCAACAACACAGUUCGUUCAUUCUGGAAUCGGGCCUCAGCAGCAUUUGCAGAUGCCGCAUGUGGUGAUGUCACAGCCAUGCUGAAUGGAUCUAUUGCCACUCCUUUCAGCCCCACCAGUAUUUUUGCCACCAUCGAGGUGAAACGGUUCAAAGCUGCCAAAGUGAAGAGCCUGAGUGUUGUCCUGGUGACCAAGGAGAAUAAGGGGACAACCUGUGAUGAUCCCUCCUUACAGGACCUACAGAAAGAGAUAGAGCCAAAACUCAAGUAUAAUUGCAAGGCGGUUCCUGAGUCUAAGAUCCAGGACUGCAUUUCCCACCCAGACACAGCUUGUGGCGCCUGCUGGUAAUACUGUCCAAUCAGCAGUGAACAAGGCGUGGUCGUCAAGAGUAUAAAUGGAUAUUAUUCCAUCAUGGAACCAUGAACUAAUAUUUUAUCUGUCAUCAAGCAGCCCCAGGCCUACCCUGAUCGGCAUAGCUUCCAUUCUCCAUUCUAAGUUCUUACAAUUGAAUCAUUUCCAUAGUACCUCCUUUUAUCUUAAAUGACAAUUGCACCCUUUAGCAACCUAAUUUUCAUUAUCUCCAGCACAAUAGAACAUCAAAAAUGUAUUGUUGAUGAGAUUUGUGGUGGCGUGGAGAGAAAGAAAACACCCUCAUUGCAGGUUUUGAAAAUCACUUUUUCUUACACAUUAAAAAAUAAAGGUGCAAGUUGGAACCAAAUAUGGUUCUUGAGAGCGAUACCAUAGGGGAACCAUUUUCAUGGGAUGGUUCUUUGAAGAACCAUACAAAAAUUCAAAUCCAAAAAUGUUUCAGCACUCCAGGACCAGAAUUUAAAAGCCCUGCUGUAGGUUUUUAAGCCUUAUUUGCAUAUUUCCCAGGGUGCCUUUCACAUUUAAAAAAAAAUCCCAAGUGUGCCGGGUAGGCGGAGUGUUCCAAUUGAUCACCAUUUAAUGUGUCCAAAGGUCUCGUUUUUCAACCACUCCACAAAUUUCUUGUUAAAACAAUCUAUAGUUUUGGCAGUCGGUUAGGACAUCUACAAGUGAUUUUUCCAACAAUUCUUUACAGACAUAUUAUU